Molecule: messenger RNA, 1134 nt
Organism: Aspergillus homomorphus CBS 101889
Lineage: Eukaryota; Fungi; Ascomycota; Eurotiomycetes; Eurotiales; Aspergillaceae
Product: UbiX family flavin prenyltransferase
Exons: 1
Coding region: 352-1032 (226 amino acids)
Molecular function (GO): carboxy-lyase activity
Source: RefSeq, a predicted model, not a curated record
GUACCCAUGUUUGACCUAUCCCAAGAGAACGAUUUCUCGUGAACCAUCUUUCAGUAUGUUAUGACGCAGCCGAAACGUUUCAGUUUUCGGAUUCGCUCGGAAAACUCGGAGGUCUCGGGGCCUCGGUCUCUCUUAUGGAGGUUCCCUCGUGUGUCCCUCUUGUGCCAUAAUCCGGGUCAAGGCAGAGAAACAUGCGAGGAGAAACAGCAAACUUCCUCACAAAAAUCCAGACCGAUUGCCACGAGACACGUAUAUAAAAACCCAGAAAUGCCUCAGCAGUGAUAGCUACUACUACUCAAGUACUCACAUCUUCUACACACGUUCAGAUACACUAUACCUGAGACCGCACCUAUGUUCAGCGCAAUCCUCCCCGGUACUGCUACGCCUAAUCCCGGCCGUUCUGCCUCUCCUCACAACAUGACCUCUGAACAGAGCCGUCCGGCGCAGCCCGCGCCCACACCCCGUCGACGUCGCAUUGUGGUUGCAAUGACGGGCGCCACAGGAGCAAUGCUCGGUAUCAAAGUGCUGAUUGCUCUACGUCGACUGAAUGUCGAGACUCACUUGGUCCUGAGUAGAUGGGCCGAAGCUACAACCAAAUACGAGACGGACUACCACCCAUCGAACGUCAAGGCUCUUGCCGACCACGUGCACAAUAUCAACGACAUGGCGGCACCGAUAUCGAGCGGGUCGUUCCGCGCGGACGGGAUGAUCGUGGUACCCUGCAGCAUGAAGACUUUGGCAGCCAUUCACUCAGGAUUCUGUGACGAUCUUAUCUCUCGCACGGCGGACGUCAUGCUAAAGGAACGACGGCGGCUGGUCCUGGUGGCGCGUGAGACGCCGCUAAGCGAGAUUCACCUGCGAAACAUGCUUGAAGUGACACGCGCCGGUGCAGUCAUCUUCCCCCCCGUACCGGCAUUCUAUAUCAGAGCGGCCGGUGUCGAUGAGUUGAUCGAUCAGAGUGUCGGACGCAUGUUGGACCUAUUUGACCUGGAUACUGGAGACUUCGAGCGAUGGAACGGCUGGGAAAAAUGAAAGGGGGAGUAUCUUCGGUCGCAUUUUGAUCUUUAUGGGGCGCAUAUACCUCGUUUUUUGAAUUCAAAUGGGUUUGAUUUCAGGGGCGUGAUCUGCUUUUCU